AGCGUCCGGCCCGACCGUCGCACGUCGUUACAUCCAAAAGUCAAGAUGGCUUCCGCUUGCGCCUCCAUGGCGGCCGUUCGCCCCACCGUGGCCCGUAAGGUGUCCCUCCCCAAGUCCCGCAAGGCUGCCGUCGCGCGUCGCGCGUCGGUCCCCGUCCGCGCGGUGGGCAUCGAGCAGGAGGUGGCCCUCGACGAGGCUCCCCUCACCCUACUCCGCGAGGGCGGCGAGGACGACGCCUCCUCCAUGCGCGCGCGCUUCGAGAAGAUGAUCCGCGCCGCGCAGGACGAGAUCGUCUCCGCCAUCGAGGAGCUCGACGGCCAGAAGUUCCAGGAGGACGCGUGGACCCGCCCCGGCGGCGGCGGCGGCAUCUCCCGCGUCCUCCAGGAUGGCAACGUCUUCGAGAAGGCGGGCGUCAACGUGUCCGUCGUGUACGGCCAGAUGCCCCCCGAGGCCUACCGCGCCGCCACCGGCGAGGGUGGCGGCGGCAAGGAGAUGAUCCCUUUCUUCGCCGCGGGCAUCUCCUCCGUCAUGCACCCCAAGAACCCCAUGGCGCCCACGGUGCACUUCAACUACCGCUACUUCGAGACGGAUGCGCCCGAGGGAGCCGAGGGCGCGCCCCGCGCGUGGUGGUUCGGCGGCGGCACCGACCUCACCCCGUCCUACAUCUUCAACGACGACGCCGCGCACUUCCACGGCACCCUCAAGGACGUGUGCGACAAGCACGACGAGACCUUUUACCCCCGCUUCAAGGAGUGGGCCGACGACUACUUCAUCAUCAAGCACCGCAUGAACGAGCGCCGCGGCAUCGGCGGCGUCUUCUUCGACGACAUGAACGAUCGCCCCCAGGAGGAGCUUCUCGCGUUCGCCACCGACAUGGCCGGUGCCGUCGUCCCCGCCUACGUCCCGCUCGUGGCCAAGCACAAGGAUGACGAGUACACCGAGACGGAGAAGGAGUGGCAGCAGAUGCGCCGCGGGAGGUACGUCGAGUUUAACCUCGUGUACGAUCGCGGCACCACGUUCGGGCUGAGGACCGGCGGACGCAUCGAGUCCAUCCUCAUGUCCCUGCCCCUCACGGCGAGGUGGCAGUACGACAUGCAGCCCGAGGAGGGAUCCAGGGAGGCUGACGCGCUCGACGCGUUCAGGAACCCGAGGACGUGGGUGGCUUAAAUUUGUCGUCGCUCAUUGAUGUCGUUGAUGUUUGAGGAGGAUGCGGAGGUGUGAGGGCCCGGGCGAUCGCGGCGGCGGAGCGGCGAGCUGAUGAAACGAGGAGGAUACGUGUAUGAACGCGUAGGAUUUUUCGCAGCACCCUUAGAGGUGCCGCGACGUACCAAGUUGUAUUUCGAGACCGAUCAGAGUCAGAAACC
This is a messenger RNA of Micromonas commoda, 1364 nucleotides long. RefSeq names its product coproporphyrinogen III oxidase chloroplast precursor (gene HEMF). Gene Ontology annotation, cellular component: cytoplasm; chloroplast stroma. Bases 46 to 1167 code for a protein of 373 amino acids. The transcript is spliced from 2 exons. The record is from RefSeq and is a predicted model, not a curated record. Gene Ontology annotation, molecular function: coproporphyrinogen oxidase activity. NCBI's taxonomy places the organism in Eukaryota, Viridiplantae, Chlorophyta, Mamiellophyceae, Mamiellales, Mamiellaceae.